UCUUCAUCGCGGACGACCUGGCGUGCACUCUUCCUUGCAGCCGCAAAAAGACGGCCUCGGUGGCUGGAGAGCAGAUCAAAGAACCUUCACUCGCUUUCCUUGGAUUCUGCGGCGCCUGUGGCUGCGCCUCUCCAGCUUUCGCAAGCCCACGGCAGAACCCCCAGUUGGUGACGCUGCGCUCGCAACUUGCCGAUACAUUCUGCAACUGCACGUCCACGUUCCGCUCGUUACCUUACGUUCGCAGCCAUGAAUGGAGACAUCAGUCUCACAGAGACAUAUCUGGGCGGUCUACGUAUCGCUAAUCCAGAUGAUGAGGACACCUCGUCACCCGCGGUAGCGGACUCGUCACCGCCCAGCCAGAGCUCUCAAGUCCCACCUUCGUCAUCUCACUCCUCAUCCUCCACUGCCACAGAGAAGCCGGCUGGCAGGAAUCUCUCGCCCUCGCCGACCCACGAUUCCCAACCUACGACGACGACAGCAGCCACAACAACAACAACAACAACAUCCUCAUCUGAUCCGGUCUUUCAACCGCAGCUACAACACCGUCCAUCAUUACCUUUGCCUCACCAGGCUCAACAGCCUCUGUCAUUGGCGGGACAUCCAGGACCUAGUUCCCAGCACCGAGCAUAUCCCACGAAUGUAGCCCGUCCCAUAUCGGGCAUGUACAACCAUUCCAACCUCUCUGGUAGCUCUGGCAUAUCUAGUUAUGCCGCUUACAGGUACGGUGAGGAACCUACUCAGCCAACCAUACCAACGGCUUCAAUGGUUCAAAGGAGUAGCUCGCGGGCUGCUGCCUCCGCUUUAUCACAGUCCGGAUUGCUCUCACGCGACCGGAGUGGUAGUGACCGAAUGCUACAGACACAACCAGGCUUUGCAGAGAAUGGAGCACCGCCUCCGCGCAGAAGUUCGAGAAAGAUGCCACCAGGAUCGUCGGCAUCCACACCAAACACCUCCUCACCUUACACGCUUGAGAAUGGCCCACCCCCAAGCAGCGAGGAAUGGAAGGAAAGGGGAGCGGCCACGACGAUUCGGCAAGAAGUAGAUGCAAAUGGUCGGACUGUUCAAAGAGUGACCAAAAAAGGAGUGAAGGAUUUCAACUUUGGCCGAACACUAGGAGAAGGCUCCUACAGUACAGUGCUGGCAGCCACUGAUCGACAGACCUUGCGUGAAUACGCCAUCAAAGUGCUGGACAAGCGACACAUAAUCAAGGAGAAGAAAGUCAAGUACGUGAACAUAGAAAAGGAUACCCUCAACCGUUUGACCGAGCAUCCCGGCAUCGUUCGUUUAUAUUACACUUUCCAAGACGAACGAUCUUUGUAUUUCGUUCUGGAUUUAGCGAGUAAUGGUGAAUUGCUCGGUGUUUUGAAAAAGAUGGGCUCUUUCGACGAGGAAUGUACACGCUUCUACGGAGCCCAGAUACUGGAUGCGAUUGACUACAUGCAUUCCAAAGGCGUCAUCCACCGCGAUCUCAAGCCGGAGAACGUACUCCUUGAUGCACACAUGCAUGUCAAAAUCACCGACUUUGGCACAGCGAAAAUUUUAGAGACCAAGCCGAAGAAGGAUGGCAGCGGCUCAACAACGGGUGAUCCUCUCGACGGUGCAGAUUUGGAUAGAGCAAUGUCAUUUGUUGGGACGGCAGAGUAUGUAAGUCCGGAAUUGUUGACAGAUAAGAACGCUUGCAAAGCAAGCGAUCUGUGGGCUUUCGGCUGCAUAAUAUUCCAACUACUCGCGGGUCGUCCUCCCUUCAAGGCAGCAAACGAGUAUCAAACGUUCCAGAAGAUUGUUGCCUUGGACUAUCAAUUUCCCGAUGGUUUCCCUUCCAUUGCAAGAGAUUUAGUCGAACGUCUACUUGUCCUUGACCCUGCGAAGCGAUUGCCCAUGGAGCAUAUUAAAAACCAUCGGUUUUUUGAGGGUAUUACAUGGGGCAAAGGCUUGUGGAAACAGAAGGCUCCCAGAUUGAAAGCGUACAGCCCCCCUGCACAGGAGCCGAUACGCUUGAAUGCUCCUACAUCCGCUCCACAGAGCUCAAGUCAAUUGACUAGACCUCAUCCACGCGUUAUUACCGAACUGCCUCCGCCAUCACAACUCGAUAUCGACUGGUCACCUGUUCUGACGAGAAAUAAUGAGCGCAUACUAAAACUUGGAAUCCUUAACGUGACCGUAACCUCACAACCACACAGCCCGAAUUCCAAGAAUGGAGAAGGCUCGAGCGAAACUUCAAAGAAAUUUUCAAGAUUCUUCGGCGGAAACACUAACAAAAGACGCCAACGGCUGGUUAUGGUCACCUCAAGCGCUCGACUUGUCCUUGCAUCGGCAGGAGGUGAUGAGAAAAAGGCUAAACUAGAUAUCACUCUUAUGGCGCCUGGAACGAUGUGGAAGAGUUUUAAAGAUUCAAAGGGCUUGACUGUGUGGUCCGUCGAUACACCAACAAAGCAUCUUCUUUUCGAAGAUCCCAAGGCGACGCCUAGCGAUCCUGAUGGAAGCAUGUAUGGUGCGCAGGAAUGGAUGGAUGCCAUAGAAAAGGCCCGAGAGUUCGCUAUAUCUCAAUCGAUGGCCAACUCUUAUUCCGGGGAUUCGGCAUUCAACGACCUAGGCUCCUCUUUGUCGAGCCCAAGCAGCACACUCGGUGGAGAUAACACUUUAGACGGAGUCAACAUUCCCACCGCUCGCUUGCGAAAGGGCGAAAUGGAUCAAGAAUCAUUGAAAGGGCGAAAACGAUUCAGCAAGAGGCACUCGAAGAACGGACUUGCCGCCGUCUUCUAAGCUGUAUGCCAUCACAUUAACUCAGCAACCUCCCACAUAUUGUUUUUCUCAUGUUCAGCGUCUACAGCCAUCUCACGACUUAGCAUUCUCAGUACUUGGUAACAGGACCUAUUUAUGAAUUUACAUCUUCAUCAUCGAGCGUCGGGCGUUGCGGUUACCAGAUGUUGAUAUCCUAGUCCGAAGAAGCUUUUUUUUUGUCUACUUUCUUUUUCUUCCUUAUUUCCCUUGAAAAAAGAGUCUGCUUUGGGAAAGCGCAGCAGGUAUGGUACUUGUAAUGAUUGUGGCCUGUAUAUUUUCUUGAUUCCCGGGUCCAUGACCUCUUCGUCCAAACGCUACUUGUUAUUUUCGAGGAGUGGGAGAUUGGUUUGCGCUUCGAUGUACAUGCUCUUUCAAGUGCGUGACAGAGAUAGCUCUUCGAUCUGUUACGACCUUGUAUGCUUUGUAUAUAGAACAAGACAUGCAUGAGCGAUCGAGUUUUCUUGUGAUGCCAAGACAUUUUAAUCUUAUCGACUAUUGUUGCAUGGCUUACACUGUUUCCCUCGCUCGAACGGCAUUCAAAUGUCAUAGACACGCAAAAGGCAUCCCUGUCCAUUUUCCAGACGGAGAAAUCCGAUGGUCAAAACUUACAUACCCUUACAGGUAUUCCUGAUCUAUUAGAUUCGUAGAUCCAGC
This is a messenger RNA of Verruconis gallopava, 3435 nucleotides long. RefSeq lists its product as uncharacterized. Bases 247 to 2763 code for a protein of 838 amino acids. The record is from RefSeq and is a predicted model, not a curated record. NCBI's taxonomy places the organism in Eukaryota, Fungi, Ascomycota, Dothideomycetes, Venturiales, Sympoventuriaceae. The transcript is spliced from 2 exons. Gene Ontology annotation, biological process: peptidyl-serine phosphorylation; intracellular signal transduction. Gene Ontology annotation, molecular function: ATP binding; protein serine/threonine kinase activity.